Molecule: messenger RNA, 1790 nt
Organism: Cololabis saira (Pacific saury)
Lineage: Eukaryota; Metazoa; Chordata; Actinopteri; Beloniformes; Belonidae
Product: inward rectifier potassium channel 2-like
Exons: 2
Coding region: 378-1703 (441 amino acids)
Biological process (GO): regulation of monoatomic ion transmembrane transport; potassium ion import across plasma membrane
Cellular component (GO): plasma membrane
Molecular function (GO): G-protein activated inward rectifier potassium channel activity
Source: RefSeq, a predicted model, not a curated record
AGGGUAAUGGCAGAAAUUACGGCUUCAGACGGGAAAGCAGGGAAACAAACCAGCACAGGAAACAAACUGUGCAUCUCUUGUACGAAUUGGACUUAAAAGAAGAGAAAAUCAGAUUGGCUGCGCAGGCGCCAACAGCCCAUUUCACUGAUGAGGUUCAAAGUAAGCGUCGGAGAGGAGUGAGCCGCCCUCACCAACGGUGCACCGCACUGCCAGAGAAGCAGGUCCAUCAUCCUCAUCCCCUCCCCUCAUAGGACCUAGUCCUGAGGUCCACAUUUUCUGCUUGAGUUUGUCCACCGGAACAUUCAAAACUGUUUCUCCAACGCUUCUACCAAAAACUUAGACUGUUUUCCAAAGCAGAAGUGGCUCAGCCCCCCCAAAUGGAAGUGAUGGGGAGUGUGCGAAGCCACCGUUACAGCAUUGUGUCCUCUGAAGAAGAUGGCAUGAAGCUGGCGAACAUUGCCGUCCCAAAUGGCUACGGAAACGGCAAUGUCAACAAGGGGCACGCGGAGCACCAGCAUCAGAGCCGCUUUGUUCGGAAGGAUGGGCACUGCAAUGUGCAGUUUAUCAACAUGAGUGAGAAAGGCCAGCGUUACCUGGCAGAUAUCUUCACCACCUGUGUGGACAUUCGCUGGCGUUGGAUGGUUCUCAUAUUCUGCCUGUCUUUCCUCUUGUCCUGGUUGUUUUUUGGCUUGGUCUUCUGGUUAGUGGCCCUCUCUUAUGGAGACUUGGAAAAUGACGAUCAAAUGUGUGUUUCCAAUGUGGACAGCUUCACCGCUGCCUUUUUGUUCUCAGUUGAGACCCAAACCACAAUCGGCUAUGGUUAUCGCUACGUCACAGAGAAAUGCCCCAUCGCGGUAUUUAUGGUGGUAUUCCAAAGCAUCGUGGGCUGCAUCAUUGAUGCGUUUAUUAUUGGAGCAGUCAUGGCCAAGAUGGCAAAGCCCAAGAAGAGGAACGAGACCCUGGUGUUCAGCUAUUAUGCCACAGUGGCCAUGAGAGACGGUAAACUUUGCCUGAUGUGGCGAGUGGGGAACCUGAGGAAGAGUCAUCUAGUGGAGGCCCAUGUCAGGGCCCAGCUCCUCAAGUCCCGCACCACUGCAGAGGGAGAGUUCAUCCCUUUGGAUCAGGUUGACAUUGAUGUAGGCUUCGAUACUGGCAUCGACAGAAUCUUCUUGGUGUCUCCUAUUACUAUUGUGCAUGAGAUUGAUGAGGACAGCCCGUUCUACGAGAUGAACAAACGCGAUAUGGAAACGUCAGACUUUGAGAUUGUGGUGAUCCUAGAGGGCAUGGUUGAGGCAACAGCCAUGACGACCCAGUGCCGGAGCUCUUAUGUGGCUGGCGAGAUCCUCUGGGGUCAUCGUUUUGAGCCAGUGCUCUUUGAAGAAAAGAACUACUACAAAGUGGACUACUCCCGCUUCGACAACACCUACGAGGUCCCCAGCACACCCAGUUGUAGCGCCAAGGAACUGGCCGAGAAGAAGUCCAACGCUUCCAGCCUGAGAAACUCCUUUUGUUACGAGAACGAGGUGGCACUUGAAAAAGUUGACAUGGACGAUGAGUUUGAGGAGGAUGAGACACAUUUGAUGACAGAUCCUGAGGUCGGUGCACUUGAGGACACAAACACAGAUCUGGUGUCAGAUUCUGAAUGCAACUUGGACUCUUUACCGUUGGAGUCAACGCCUUUGACAGCAGAAUCAGAAAUAUGACUGAAGAAAAACACAGGGUAUGUUAAGGCUUGCUUUAACUUUGGUCCCAGUCGCUAUUUUAAUGAUGCAUGACGGUUUGAUAACGAU